AUGUGGGAGCAUAGAUGGGUGUUCUCAGCCAGGGUCAUAGAUGAGACUUACAAAGAUUGGGUAUGGCACGGGGAACCAUCUAGGGCAACGGUGAAUGCCAAUGAAGGGGGAUCUGAAGCUACUGUAGAUAUGGUAGAAGAUGGUGAUGCAGUAGAUAAUAUAGGAUUGGGAGAUCAGGAAGAAAAAGGGGCUAGUGAAGAUGAGGAGUUUUUUGAAAAUGGUGAGGAUGAGCAGUAUUCUGUAGAAUCGAAUGACUUCAUGAGGUUAGUUGAGGAUGGAGAUAAAGCUUUGUAUCCCGGUUGUACAAAGCACACAAAGUUAAAUGCACUUAUACAGAUUUUUAACCUUAAAGCAAAACAUGGAAUGUCCGAUGUGUGCUAUUCUGACAUGUUGAUCAUGAUCGGAAUAUUUCUCCCUGAGGGUAAUGAGAUACCUGGUUCGCAUUAUGAGGCUAAGAAGACUUUGGCUACAUUAGGAAUGGACUAUAAAAAGAUCCAUGCAUGUCCUAAUGACUGCAUUUUGUACAGAGGACAGCAUGCUGAUGCGAGUAGUUGUCCUACAUGUGGGGAGUCAAGGUGGAAAUUAGGCAAAGAUAAUAUUGAGAAGCAAGGGGUACCCGGGAAGGUGUUGUGGUACUUUCCCCCAAUCCCACGUUUCAAACGCAUGUUUCAAUCGACAAAAACUUCCCAUAACCUAACUUGGCAUGCAAAUGAAAGGAGGAAGGAUGAGUUUAUGCGUCAUCCUGCAGAUGCCCCUACUUGGAACUCUUUAAGUAGUAGAUAUUCAUGCUGGCCAGUUAUACUAGUUACGUAUAACCUCCGUCCAUGGCUAUGCAUGAAAAGGAAGUUCAUGAUGCUGACAUUAUUGAUUUCUGGACCUAAGCAACCCGGAAAUGACAUUGAUGUAUACAUGCAGCCCUUGAUUGACGAUUUAAAAGCUUUGUGGGAUGGGAUAGAUGGAGUGUAUGAUGCAUUUAGAGGAGAAUACUUUAAACUGAGAGCUGUUUUGUUUUGGACGAUUAACGACUUUCCCGCUUAUGGGAACUUAUCGGGUAGUGUUACUAAGGGGUACAAUGGUUGUCCUAUAUGUUGUGAGAACACAAAACCACAUCGGCUAUCUCAUGGACAGAAAAUGAGCCAUAUUGGUCACCGGAGAUGGUUACCGCGCCAUCAUCCUUACCGAAGGCUGACCAAAGAGUUCAAUAACUUACCGGAGUUUGAAACUGCCCCUGAACCCUUAAGUGGAGAAGAGGUAUUAGAAAGGGUUGAGGGCAUGACCUGGUCAUUCGGUAAAAAGAAUCCUCUUCCAAUAUAUAAGGGUUUGGAAGACCAAACCAGACCUUGUUGGAAGAAGAAGUCCAUAUUCUUCGAACUUGAGUAUUGGAAAUUUCUUCCGGUUCGACAUAAUCUCGAUGUCAUGCACAUUGAGAAGAAUGUAUGCGAUAGCAUUAUUGGUACAUUAUUCAAUAUUCCUGGAAAAACGAAAGAUGGAGUCGCUGCUAGGUUGGAUAUGGUGGAAAUGGGCAUAAGGACUGGUUUGGGACCAACACCAGGGCAAAAAAAAGACAAGUUGCCUUUGGCAAGUUGGAAUCUGCUGCUAGAAGAGAAGAGAGCAAUGUGCAUGUCUUUUUUCAACAUGAAGGGUCCUUACGGCAUUUCCUCAAAUAUAAGGAACCUUGUUUCCUUAGAUGACUUAAGGCUGGUUGGUCUCAAAUCACAUGAUUGUCAUAUGGUGAUGCAACAGCUACUACCGAUUGCUAUACGUUCAAGUUUGGAGAAACCAGUCCGGUUUGCAAUCAUUCGGUUUUGUCUCUUUUUUAAGGCAAUAUGCAGCAAAGUGAUAGAUGUUAGGAAGCUGAAAAAAAUGCAAGAAGAUCUAGUUUUGACAGUUUGUGAGCUUGAGAAGUAUUUUCCACCAUCCUUCUUUGAUAUCAUGAUUCAUCUCACAGUCCAUCUUGUUAGAGAAGUUGAGCUUUGUGGACCAGUUUUCUUUAGGUGGAUGUACCCUUUUGAAAGGUACAUGAAAACCCUCAAAGGGUAUGUUAGAAAUCGAAACCAUCCAGAGGGUUGCAUUGCUGAGUCAUAUGUUGUUGAAGAAGCAGUGGAAUUUUGCUCAGAUCGUAUACUUUCUGGUGAAAAUACAGUUGGCAUCCCAUCAGUAGGCAUUUUUGAUGAAAGCUGCACCAAACCAUUAUCUGGUGCUACUGUUGUGUCCAUUUAUGGAAGGGAGUUGGAACUAGCACAUCUUUGCGUAUUACAGAAUACAGAGGAGGCAAGACCAUACUUCAUUAAGCAUAUGGAGAUUUUGGAGCUUACCUAUCCUAAAUUCAAAGAUAAUCAGAACUGGUUGACUAAUAAGCAAAAUCAAAUUUUUGCUAAGUGGAUUAAGGAGAAGGUUCUUGAAGAAUUGAGCAAUCCUAAUAAUGAUAUCUCUGAAACUUUAAGGUGGAUUGCAGAUGGACCAAAUCCAGAUGUACCUACUUUUUGUAGUUACAUGGUUAACGGGGUUCAUUUCAAUACCAAAGAACGCGACGAUGUAAGAAAAGUGCAAAACAGCGGUGUUUUCCUACAUGCCCGUGCUUUACAAGUAGCUAGUGCAAAGGACAAAAACCCAAAAUUGGAUGAUAUGCAAUUUUAUGGAGUGAUUACAACAAUUUGGGAGAUGGACUAUCAACGGUUUAGAAUUCCUGUGUUCAAGUGCGAUUGGGUUGAAAACGCCAAAGGCAUUAAAGUAGAUGAGUUUGGGUUUACGUUGGUAAACUUGAAUAGGAUAGGUCAUGUGAGUGAUAAUCCUUUUGUUUUAGGUAAGGAUGUGAAACAAGUAUGGUAUGUAGCUGACCCUCUUGAUGAUGAUUGGUCAGUAGUUAUAACUUGUCCUGAUAGAGAUUAUGCAAAUGAUAAUGAUGAAGCAGAAGAGCUUGAAAAUUUGGAAGUGGAGCAGCAGCCCUUUAUACCAACAAUGCCAGCAAUUGAGUCAUAUGACAAUAUAGUUGAUGAUGAUGAGAACCACUACAUGCGAGAAGGGAACGAAGGGAUAUGGGUUGAUAAAUGA
Rosa rugosa (rugosa rose) is the source of this 3051-nucleotide messenger RNA. RefSeq lists its product as uncharacterized. The coding region runs from base 1 to 3051 and encodes 1016 amino acids. The record is from RefSeq and is a predicted model, not a curated record. The transcript is spliced from 4 exons. Lineage: Eukaryota; Viridiplantae; Streptophyta; Magnoliopsida; Rosales; Rosaceae.